AUGAUGCUGAUGCCUGAGGAUUGGGCUGAAGGGAAGGCGGUGCUAAUAACAGGCUGCAACAAAGGCUUUGGACAUGCCUUGGCAAAACAGCUUCACGCAAAGGGAUUUACUGUUUUUGCUGGAUGCUUGCUCGUGGACAAGAAUGGAGAAGGAGCCAUGGAGCUGAAGAAUAUGAAGUCAGAUCGCAUGAAAGUGCUACAGAUGGAUGUGUGCAGUGACCAGGAGGUGGCUCAGGCGGUGGAUUUUGUGAAGAGGACCCUGAAAGAGCCGGAGGAGGGUCUGUGGGGCCUGGUGAAGAAUGCUGGCGUCUCAGCUUUCGGAGAGGUGGAAUUUGCAAGUUUAGACAACUACAAGAACAUGGCAGAGAUCAACCUGUGGGGCACCGUGAGGGUGACAAAGGCUUUCCUGCCCCUCAUUCGCAAAGCAAGAGGCCAUGUGGUGAAUAUCACGAGCAUGUUGGGACGGAUGGCGAGCCCAUCUCGCUCCUGCUACUGCAUUUCCAAGUUUGGGGUGGCCGCCUUCUCCGACUGCCUCCGGCAGGAGAUGUACCGCUGGGGUGUCAGAGUCAUCCUCAUUGAGCCCAGUAACUUCGUGGCAGCGACAGGCAUCCUGACGGCGGACGGCGUCGACAGACAGGCUGAGGCACUGUGGAGCGGAGCGAGCGACGCUGUGCGGGAGGACUACGGGAGGGAGUACUUCACUCGCCACGUGGCCCUGAUGAAGUCCUUCGUUAACAGUGGCCUGAAGGACAUGUCUCUGGUCUUGAAUGACAUCGUCGAUGCACUCACCUCCCUGUGCCCAAACAACCGUUACAAUCCCAUGGAGACCUACUGGUGGGUGAGGCUGCAAGUCAUGACUCACCUGCCCACUGCCGUUGCCGACUGGCUUUACGUCCCUGGAGCCACGCUGUAA
Molecule: messenger RNA, 912 nt
Organism: Opisthocomus hoazin
Lineage: Eukaryota; Metazoa; Chordata; Aves; Opisthocomiformes; Opisthocomidae
Source: RefSeq, a predicted model, not a curated record